ACUAAUUGGAUUAAUUAACCUAACCCCAGUAGGUGUGACUACUGUACUUGCAUAUUUGAUCCUCCUUCACAGCAGACCCGGAUAAGAUUUGCUGUACCAACAAUCGCAGUUUGAAUGCCCACUCUAAGCAAGCGAAUAUGAGUCAAGAGUUCAGUAUCGUACACGCCAAAGCAUCCGUCAUGAUUUACGACGACAAGAUGAAGAAAUGGGUGCCGUCUGGCGGCAUGAACGGCUUUGCUAAAGUUCACAUCUAUCAGCAUUCCACUAACGGCACGUUCAGGAUUGUUGGCCGUCUGCUACAGGAUCACUCGGUUGUCAUCAACACGGCAUUGGUGAAAGGCUUACGAUACAAUGUAGCAACACCGACAUUUCACCAGUGGCGUGACCAACGGCAGGUCUAUGGUCUCAACUUUGCUGCUAAGGCAGAGGCGGAGGAGUUUGGUAAAGCGGCUUCGGCAGCUUUAGAGCAACUAGCUUCUGGUCAAGUGGCUCCUCCACCUCAAGUGACUGGAAAUCUGGAGAGGAACCAGAGAGAGAGAGAAGAAAUCGACAGGAAACAGAGAGAGGUGGACGAGCAGAGACGACGAGAAGUUGAAAUGGUAAAACAGAGACAAGAAGAGAUGAGACAAAGAGAAGACGAGCAAAGGAGGUUGGAGAUUGAGGCGGAGCAGAAGAGACAGGAAGAGCUACGUAGACAACGUGAAGCAGAAGAAAAAGCAAGACAGGAGAGAAUAGAAAGAGAACGAAUAGAGAGACAAAGACAGGUUGAGGUAGAAAGAGCACUAGAACAGGAACGGGAGCUAGAGAAAUUACAACGUGAAAUGGAACAGCAAGAAGCAGAUUUGGCACGGCAGGCACAAUUGCUCCAAGAAAACUCGAUGGCUCAGCAGGUAGCACAAGUUGAACGAAGAUCAAAUAGAGGAGCUCCACCUCCUGCACCUCAGAGAAUGUCAUCUGUUCCUCCUGAAGAUCAAGUUCAACGAGAGUUGUCUCCGCCUGCUACUGCUCCUCCUCCUCCUCCACCAGCAGGUCCUCCAAUUCCACCGGCUGGACCUCCACCACCACCAGCUUUACCAAUAGUUAAUGUGCAGUCACGAACAUCAGCAUCUACAGGGGGUUCAUCUCUUGGUGCUGCAUUAGCAGGUGUUCAACUCAAAUCACAAAGUGAUAGUGCACCUGGAUCCACUUCUGGUGGUGGUUCCUUGAGUGUUAUGGAUGAAAUGGCAGCAAAACUCGCUAAACGAAGAGCAAAGGAUAGCAAUGCACUAUCUCAAGAUGUUGCUGACAGUUCUGCUAGGCAAACAAGCCCUCGACCUGCUGCAUCUUCACAAGCAGGAGAUUCAGAUUUGUCUGCUCUUCUGGCUAAACGUCGUUUGGCUUCUGAGAGGGAGACUCCUGGUGAUACAAAUACAACUCCUGCUGAAACUUCUGCACCUUCUGGCAUUGCUUCUCAGAAACUCGGACCUGGAACUUUUCCUAAACCAGGAGGGAAGCCAAAGCAAGGUAAAACAGAAGAGACCACAGAAAAAUUGUCAUCAGACCAGCUGCAACGUUUCAAAUCAGAGUUGUUGAGCGAAUUUAGGAAAGAGCUAGAGGCUUUCAAGUCUGAUAUUGUAUCAGCUGUGCGGCGUGAAAUUUCUAAUGCACUGAACAAGUAACCAUUUGCGGUUUGACAUGAAGCUCCGCUCUCACUGCUACUGAAGAUAUGACGUUUAGUUAUUGUGUUGGUUGAUAUAUGUAUCUUCCUACUUUACAACAUCUAAAGUUGUAAUUAACUGCGAAGUGGUUUCUUGAUGCAAUCUGUGCGUCUUGCUGUAGUGUUUAUUGCGGUUUCAGCUCAGCUAUUAAAUGAAUGAGACAAUCGGACGUUA
This is a messenger RNA of Corticium candelabrum, 1871 nucleotides long. RefSeq names its product protein enabled homolog. The transcript has 13 exons. Gene Ontology annotation, molecular function: SH3 domain binding. The record is from RefSeq and is a predicted model, not a curated record. Bases 138 to 1658 code for a protein of 506 amino acids. Lineage: Eukaryota; Metazoa; Porifera; Homoscleromorpha; Homosclerophorida; Plakinidae.